Messenger RNA from Centrocercus urophasianus (Greater sage-grouse), 597 nucleotides. It is a transcript of the gene RD3L, whose product is annotated as RD3 like. Lineage: Eukaryota; Metazoa; Chordata; Aves; Galliformes; Phasianidae. The transcript is spliced from 2 exons. The coding region runs from base 1 to 597 and encodes 198 amino acids. The record is from RefSeq and is a predicted model, not a curated record.
AUGCCGCUUUUUGGCUGGAUGAAAUGGCCAAAAAAUGAUUCCUACAAACCCUCAAGGUAUCCUGGAUCAGAACUAGUUACAAAAACCUUGCUGAGGGAAUUGAAAUGGCACCUGAAGGAGCGUGAAAGGUUAGUGCAAGAGAUUGAAAACGAGCAAAAAGUCCAGAAAACCGGCAUGGAUUACAACUGGUUGAAGAACUACCAAAAUCCUCAAGCCACAAUUCCAGCUACUGAGCAGCGGCAGCUCGAAGUUCUGUGCUCCCAAAUCCAACCCUGCCAGACUGGAACUGUUCUCAGCAGAUUUCGUGAAGUUCUGGCAGAAAAUGAUGUUUUGCCUUGGGAAAUAGUCUACAUAUUCAAGCAAGUUUUAAAAGAUUUCCUUACUACCAUGGAGAGAGAAAACCAACAAGAGCAACUGGUAAAUGUGUGGAAUACAAAUUGCUCUGAACAUUUCAAUCUGCGUGGAGACAGUUCUAACAGAUCGGAGAAAGAGGAAAUCCCUACAGUCUCAAGUUAUGUCGACAAAAACACACAAAGCAUGUUUCCCACUUUCUCUGAUAGGAUCUGGAAUCUACCAUACUACUACCCAUCAAGUUAA